GAAUUUUUUUGGUUCUUUCAUGUGUUUUGAUGCUCGGAGAAUGUCUUCAGAUAAGUUAUUCUUAUCCAAGUACUUAUAUAGUACAAGUUCCUAGAGGACUGGAUGUCCAUGUUGUGUUAGGAAGUAAGGUGUUGAUAAAUAACCGUACCUUGUACAAGAUCCUUUCCACUUCCUUAUUUCCUCCAGUGAAUAUAGCAACCGAUAUUCCAGAUUGUAGAGAAUCCGGUUUUGAAGAAACUAUUUUGAAAGCAAAUGAUACUUUACUGGAUACAAGUUUCAUACCCAGUUUGUGUGCAUUAGAAAAUGUUUCGUUGAUAGAAGGAAGAGUCUAUGAGUCUGUUCAAGGAGGUCAUCGUAUUCAGUUUCAAGGGUAUUUAGAAGAAAACUCGUUGGAUCGUUUUUUGCAAGAUGACGCUCCUGCUUCUUUCCUCAGUCAGAUAGGACAAGUCCGACCGAGAGUUUAUCGUUCGUUUGAUAGUUUUGGUUUACNCGUGGUGACAAUACCUGAAGUUGUCCACAAAGCCAGAUGUUUGGUUAUUGGUGGAGGUGGUGCAGGUGGCACCGCUUUUGGAGACACAACUGUAGCGCCUGGAGAUAAAUUGAAAGUGUAUGUUGGUAAAGGUGGAAGUGGUGGCAACCUAGGCUGUGGAGGAGGAGACGGAACGUUUUCGGGCUUUGUCAGGUUGUCUGGUGGCGAUUGUAGAGAUGGGAACCCUGGCAGUACAAGUGGUCCGGGUAGUGGUGGUACCGUUGGUGGUGCAGGUGGACGCACUGUAAAAGAAGAAGGUUCUGGAAGUAAUGGAGCUGCUUCACAAGGUGGUUCCGGUGGCAAUCCAUACGAGUACGAGUUGUAUAACAAUGGAGAAGGAGGCAUAUGAGGAAGUUAUUUUGGAGAUGUUGGUCAACCUGGCAAAGCUGGUCUGAUUCACGUUAUUUUUGAGCCUUCUUCAUCUGUCAUGGAUAUAGAACAUUUUCGGAAAGAGUAUGAAAAACUUGCUCAACGCUGCCGUUUUUUUUGGUUAUUGCAGGUGGUCUCUCACAUUUAUAUGAGACUCCUGAUGAAUACUACACUGAAGCCGUCUCCAAUAUAUAGAUGGACAUCGGUGUUGUUUUGUGGUAUAUUGUUUGCUUAUUCCUCAAAAUAUUCGAGUGUUUGUUGUAUGAGACAGCUUUACGACUGCUUUGACUCUUUUUGUGGAUCUACUCUGGACAGCACAUAACGCGAAUCUUUUAUUUAGGACCUGAAACGAAAGAAUAAAAGUUUCGUGAAAGAUAUUAUCAUGGUAAAAUAAGCACUUUUUCAUCAGAAAACUGCGAACCCUUUGAGAUUUGGCAAAGUUAUCUAUAUCUUCAAUGAAAUGCUUACCACAUAUUGCUAAUUGGUUUUGCAACUCACAGUUACAAACUGUAUUUUAGAAAGAAUUUUUUUUGGUUUUGACUAUGUCAAAUUCAAAAGAAAAUUCCUGCCAUAAAGAACCUAUUUGAAUGAGAAAGUUUGGCUUUUGUAUAUUGAUUAUGCAGUAUUUAUAUCGAGUUGAAAACUACGUUGAUAGCACAAGUUACGUUAUUGU
Molecule: messenger RNA, 1571 nt
Organism: Galdieria sulphuraria
Lineage: Eukaryota; Rhodophyta; Bangiophyceae; Galdieriales; Galdieriaceae
Exons: 1
Coding region: 30-878 (282 amino acids)
Source: RefSeq, a predicted model, not a curated record